Molecule: messenger RNA, 1007 nt
Organism: Carica papaya (papaya)
Lineage: Eukaryota; Viridiplantae; Streptophyta; Magnoliopsida; Brassicales; Caricaceae
Source: RefSeq, a predicted model, not a curated record
GACAAUUUCUUAAAUGCAGCCUAGUGAAAGUCUCUACGACCAGCAACCUGAAGAGCCAGUUGUUCCAGUUUCAUCCACUAACAGCAAUCCAUCAGUUGGUGCAUCUUUGACAUCUCGCUUUGAGUAUGUAGAAAAUGUCCAAUCUGGUGAACAGAGCUCUGGUGGCAUGCAAGUGCUUAGCCAUGUAGCUCCACCAAAGUCGUCCAGCUUCUUUGCAGAAUUUGGAAUGGAUAGUGGUUUUCAGAAGAAAGCAAAUUCAAAUUCCACAAAAGUGCAAAUUCAGGAAAGUGAUGAAGCAAGGAAGAAAUUCUCAAAUGCAAAAUCUAUUUCCUCUGCUCAGUUUUUUGGGGAUCAGAACAAAGCAGCUGAUGUUGAUGCCCAAGUUACUUUGCAGAAGUACUCAGGUUCAACAGCCAUUUCUAGUGCUGAUCUUUUUGGUCAUGACAUGGAUCAUUCUCCUCUUGAUGUUACUGCUAGUGACCUGCUCAGCCGAUUAUCUUUCCAGGCACAACAAGAUAUCUCUUCCCUCAAGAACAUUGCGGGAGAGACUGGGAAGAAGCUUAGCUCAUUAGCUUCCACCCUAAUGACAGAUCUUCAGGACAGAAUCCUGUGAUGAUAAGGAAAAAAAUCUCAAGGGUUGGGUAAGUGACCUGUGAUUGUCCUGUGUAGCGAAUUUAAAAGAGUUCAUAAGAAAGAAUUCUUUGAUACAUAAAACUUCAACUCUUCAGGGUUUUAAGAAGGAUGGCUGUUUCUCAAAUAUUAUUUUAGCACAGAGUGGUUUUGAUACAUGGUUUUAUGUCUUUUAGAUUUUCUUUAGGAGUCAAUGUCAUUUUGUAAACCAACAGAAUUUCCUGCUUUGUAAUAAAGGAUGUAGGGAACCAAUAUGUAUUAUGAAGUGUAUCUCCGUUAAAAGUGACUUUCUGGGGCUUCUUUAUUUUUUCUUUAAAGAGAAAAACAAAGAUCUCUAUUCCAUUUUGUUAUAUAUUAUGGCGAUGAUUAUUAGCUGA